Linderina pennispora is the source of this 852-nucleotide messenger RNA. RefSeq lists its product as uncharacterized. Lineage: Eukaryota; Fungi; Kickxellomycota; Kickxellomycetes; Kickxellales; Kickxellaceae. Gene Ontology annotation, biological process: negative regulation of TORC1 signaling; positive regulation of autophagy. The transcript has a single exon. The annotation marks the transcript as partial. Gene Ontology annotation, cellular component: GATOR1 complex. The record is from RefSeq and is a predicted model, not a curated record. Gene Ontology annotation, molecular function: GTPase activator activity.
GUCGAGAUUGCGUUUCGUGACCAAUAUGUCGGGCGCAGCGACAUGUGGCGGAUGUGGCGGUACCUGGCCAAGGGCGUCGUGCACACAAACAAGCAGACCAAUCUGGAGGGCCUGAUCCGCGCGUCGGUACGGCGGAUAUACAAGGAUGGCAAGCAGGUGGCGUGCGGGUACAUUGACGACUCCACACAGGCAAUCUUCCGGUCAGAGUCAGGGCGGUUUAUCCUGUUCAUCCAGAUGUCGGAGGAGAUGUGGUCGUACCAGGAGGACAGCAACCUGUGCUUCGAAAAGGCCGUCAACCACUUCUUGGCCGAUCUGUUCAAGCGCUGGUCGGACAUGCAGCUCAAUCACAUGGUGACCAUUGUCAUGUUUUCGCGGUGGUGCUAUCACACCAGCGACAGCGUGUUCUUCCAGGACCUCGAGUGGGACCGCGACCGCGACCGAUACUACCGCGACUACUACAAGGUCAUUGCCGACAUGGAUGUGCGGUCUGACUGGUCGGUGUUUCUGCCGGAUAUCUUGGCCGAGUUCCGCAACUAUCGGCGAGACAUUCAGGAGAUGUACGACUCCAGCGGUUACCGACUGCGAGGGGAUCUGUCCAAGGCCAACCAGGGUAACAUCCUUGAGGCUAUCAACCUAGGCAUCAACACGCUGGCCAGCAACCACCUGGACCGCGAUCUGUCGCGAACCGGCCUCAGCAUUAUAGUGAUCACACCCUCGUUUGGCGUGUUUGAUGUGCCCAAGAAGCUGCUGCGGAUGACCACCGAGCGCAUGCUGACCCAGGGCAUGCGUGUCGACCUCGUGUGCUUGGCGCCCAAGCCGCUGUUCAAGCCGCCUGUGUUCCGCUUCAAGUCA